UUUCAAUCCGUUUAGUACGAUUUGGUGAGGUAACGACGACAACGACAUGGUCAGGUAUCGGAUGGCGGAGAACCAACUGGCAGAACAACCCAUUAGGAAGAAACCAACUUCAAGUAUUCGCUUUGCUGAGCCGUCAAUCGACUCGUAAGUCGUUCAAACGGUCAAUACACCACCAUAGUAAAGCUACGACAAACAAGUAACAACCGAUAUUACAACGAGUAUUAUUAAUAGUGGCCUACUAUAAACACCGACUGCAGCUAACUGUGUACAGGCCGGCACGUCCAGCAUCGGCGAAAGGCGGCUUAAAGGCCGCGGCGAUGACAGUGGCCGUCAGGCCGCGUCGUUCUCCUGAAACAUGUUUUUGGCGCUUCCAGCGCACGAUAGCAUUGACAACAAAGAAUCGCUGUCCGGUGAAUUGGUGUAGCGCGUCUCCAUCAUCCCGACUAUUUCCAUUAGACGGUGCACUCGCGGAGUGCCCUUUGCUACUACUAUAGUAAGUCCAAUUUCUAAUACGAUCGCAGCUCUGGAGGCCCGAGCUGCUUCAGUAGAAUGCGCGUUAACGUCGCAGUCCCUUCAGCCAGCUCUGGGCGCCGGCUACAUCCCGGCAUAUAUCAGUAGUUCGACUGUGACAUACCUGUUUAGAUAAUACGUACCAACAGUUGGCACACAUUGGUACGGUUACUGUGGCCGUUGUGGCUUAGAAAACGCCGAACGUUGUCAUGUUAAACGACUAAUAAAUUUAAUGAAAUGGGCUGAUCGGUAAUGAUGGUGGCGCCUGUGAUACAUUUGUAGGUAAGCAACUAGUAUCGAGCUGCGCCGACCUUACCUAAAGGGCUGGGAAACGGCGCCCCACGCAAAAGAGGCCUACAAAAUGAACAUGUGACGUUGUAACAGAAGAUACAACAAGGGCAACCGCACCAUUAUUAGUUAUGGCAACUUCUGUGCUCGUAUACUACGAAGCGUGUGUGUGUUCUUACCCGACAUUAGAAAAUAUCCUGUUCCGACGGCCUUUUUCGCUACUCGUUCGUGUAGACGGAGACACGAAACACAGCCGAGUUAACUGAGAGCUUCCGAACCGUCUAUUCUACGACGUCUGCUGAAACUGGACAUAGUUGUAUCUGCAUAUAUACAUAUGUAUAUAUAUAUGUAUAUAGUGCAAGGCAGAGAGAUACGCAAAAAACGAUACACAUAUAUUUAUAUAAAGAAGAAAAGAGCACGAGGGCAAACAGCGAAACGCCAGCUGAUUUGUACUGACCCAUUGACCAUGUUUAAAUGAUUAUGAUUCGUUAUACCUCCUCAUUCUUUGCUGGCUGGCACAGUGUAGAGUGCAGCUUUCGUGAGUUCCGCGGAGUUCCGACACGCCAGUGAAACAGGGCAAGACUCUAAGUCAAUAUGAUAAUCCGCCCAUAACCGCCAGCGUGGUGAAGUCAUCUCUAGAGAAGCGCGUGCUAUAUAUACAUAUAUAUUUUUUUUUAUUCACCUAUAAUAGUUAUCCGCCUAUAUGUUCCUCAAGAUGGCUAUUUUGACAUUAACAAUUCUGACAACACUAUGUUCAUUAUGGCGAGGUCCGGCAGGCCGAACUAUUCCCUACGGAUUCGUCGUCCUAAUCUGGCUAGUGAUUCUUCUUUCUUUAACGAAAGAAUCACUAGGUGGUCCUCACGAGAAGCGGCUACUCAACGACCUACUGGCCAACUAUAACGUCCUUGAGAGACCGGUUGCCAAUGAAUCCGAACCCCUUUUACUCAGCUUCGGUCUUACGUUACAACAGAUUAUCGACGUGGACUGGGUUGACGUCAACCUUCGCUGGGACCCCGUCAAGUAUGGGGGUGUCAGCGAUCUACGAAUACCUCCGCAUAAAAUAUGGAAGCCAGACGUUCUCAUGUACAAUAGCGCUGACGAGAAAUUCGACGGCACGUACCCCACAAACGUGGUGGUACGAAGCAACGGCAGCUGCAAUUAUAUUCCACCAGGCAUCUUUAAGUCGACAUGCAAGAUCGACAUCACGUGGUUCCCGUUCGACGAUCAAAUGUGCGAGCUCAAGUUUGGAUCGUGGACAUAUGCAGGGCUACAGUUGGACCUUCGCCUCAACUCCGAGGACGGUGGUGACUUGAGCUCAUAUAUUCAAAAUGGAGAGUGGGACCUGCUGGGGUUACCGGGUGUUCGCAAUGAAAUCACCUACACAUGCUGCCCCGAGCCGUACAUCGACAUUACUUAUACGAUCAAGAUUCGCCGCAGGACGCUUUACUACGGAGUGAACCUGAUUAUACCCUGCGUGCUGAUAUCAUCCAUGACACUGCUGGGUUUCACGUUGCCUCCGGACACAGGAGAACGGCUAACCCUCGGUGUGACCAUCUUGUUGUCGCUGACAGUGUUCAUGUUGCAACUGGCGGAGGCGUUGCCUCCCGUCUCGGACGCCGUGUCAAUUAUAGGAACGUACUUUGCGUGCAUUAUGGUGAUGGUGGCAUUCUCGGUCGUGAUGACUGUCGUCGUGCUUAAUUACCACCAUCGAAAUAAGGAAACCACGGAGAUGCCCCGGCCGGUCAAGUCGCUGUUCCUGGUGUGGCUGCCCUGGCUCCUACGGAUGGAUGUUCCUCAGGGCGUGAGCCUAAAUCCCCGCCGACGGCAAGGAAGCGGGCGAGACAACGUAGCUCCCGUUAAGAGUAAUCACGCCUCCAAGAUACUCAAGGAGCUCGAGCUCAAAGAACGUUCGAGUCGCAGCCUCUUAGCGAAUGUGCUAGACAUUGACGACGACUUCAGACCUGCCAACUCCGCGUGUUUCCUACAACCGCCGCCGCCACCGAGGUCUCAACCUCCGUGUGUGCCGCCCCUCCACCAUCACCAGUCUUACCACGACAUCACGACCGAAUCGACGGCUGCCACCAUCUCUUCGGUCCCGCCGUGCUUGCAGACGCAAAGAGAUCUCGCGGACAUUGUUCGCGAACUUAAGUACAUCACCAACAGGAUGAGAAAGGAGGAGGAAGAGCACGAAGUGGUAUCAGAAUGGCGCUUCGCGGCUAUGGUGAUCGACCGAGUGUGUCUGAUCUUCUUCACAGCCUUUACGAUCAUCUCAACAAUUGCCUGCCUCUUCUCGGCGCCGCAUCUCAUCGCCUGAACAUCAAUCUAUCAUCAUUAACAUCCAUUACCAUCAACUCAUCAUCAAUUUGAAUUACUAGCCAUCAUCAUCCAGAGCAACAACAAUAAUAAUGCCUCUAUGCUGAGGCGACGCAAUGGGUGAGCCGUCAUUAGCAGCUACCAUAGCUAUAGUUUUACAUGUUGUCCUAUUAGUAUUGAUACUAAGUGGUUACCGUAUCCAUUUGUGCCAUCGCAAUGCUGAAAAGUCGUAGACUAAAUUGACAAAUUGACUGAUUUCUCCAAUUGUCACGUCUUCAGCUUUACUUGUAACGAUCGAAGAAGACUCGGGGAUCAUUUCGCCGAGCGAAUGAGAGAACACUUUAAUACUACCAGCCUUAGCCCAGCCCGUUCCAAUAAACGGACGGUAAUUGCUCAUAUUUGACGGCUCAUUUGGUCGUCGCCUUAGGCGCCGCUAUAGUCGAUGAAGCGCCAAUGAUACAAAGAAACCGGUCGACGUUCAUUUGACAGUAACAAUAGGUGAAUGAAUUAGCGCUAGACUAUGAAUCAACAAGGAGACGCUGCACGGCUGAGCGUCCGUCAAACGAGCUCCGUUCAGGCGAACGUAAUAGCGAGUCGUGGAAGGGGAUGUUUCCUUUUCGAACGAGAGCAAAGGGAAGAAAGAAGCGAAAAAGUAGAUUUCAGAGUAAAAAUCAGAAAUACUUAUGAAACAGGCCGAUGAAUACACCCGUUCCCUCAGCCGGUGGCGAGCCGCGCCGUUAAUCUGUAGCAUGCGUUUCAAUUUCGGCAGUAGCAAACGCCAGAAUUCGAUAAUCAUCGGGCAGAAACGGACGACAAGCAGUCCAUGGCAGAAGUGAAAGCAAUAACUAUACAAGUGCUUUUGUAGUGAGCGAAGAAUAAAAAAGUAGAUACAUGCGACAGGAGUCGUUUACGAGUGCCGCCACAAUCUUAUGCGCAAGCAACAGUAAACCUCUAAGAAAAAGCAAAUCGGAAUUAUACACAUCGAUCAGUCAGUGGCGACGGGCUUGACAAAACAAAUCAGAGAAAAAUAAUGAUAAAAUUAUGCCUUAAGCCACCCGCCCCCGCUAAUUAGGCCUACCUCAGAAAUUUAUGUUGUUAAAAUUCAUCUAUUUAUGAAUAACAAAGAAAAAACUACUAACACCAUGAUCAGAAUUUUUC
This is a messenger RNA of Varroa destructor (honeybee mite), 4269 nucleotides long. RefSeq names its product nicotinic acetylcholine receptor alpha6 (gene nAChRalpha6). The record is from RefSeq and is a predicted model, not a curated record. Lineage: Eukaryota; Metazoa; Arthropoda; Arachnida; Mesostigmata; Varroidae. Gene Ontology annotation, biological process: monoatomic ion transmembrane transport. Gene Ontology annotation, cellular component: postsynaptic membrane. Gene Ontology annotation, molecular function: acetylcholine-gated monoatomic cation-selective channel activity; transmembrane signaling receptor activity.